AAAAAUGUCUCUGAAAUUCAUUCCCCUUGUUGCGGGCCUCCUGCUUGGGCAGGCCGCGGCCAAUGUUCCGGUGCCUUCGAGUUCCCCGGUGGCCAGCAGCAGCCAAAUCCAAUCUCAAGCCAGAGCCAGUGUUUACUGCCAUACGAAAUUGGGAACAAGCUCUGUCUCUGGUGUCCUGCCUACAUCCACUAUUACUCGUACUCGCCAUGAUCCUACCGCAGUCGUUAUCACCUCGACUAUCCAGGGCACGGUGACAGAGACUCCUGCCCUGGUAACCGUGACAUCCACGGACUACGUGACCAUCAUUCUCACGAGCACCGCUGAUACCGUCACUGAUACUUUCUCGACUACCUCCACUGACUUCACUACAUCAACGACGGUCGUCACUCUCCCCACCGUGACCAACACCGUUGCCACAACGGUGACGACCACGACCACCUCAACCUCCACCGUCGCUACUUCAGCUGGGUUCACUCCACUUGCUGAGUCACUGCCCACUGCCACGGCAGCCAAGCGCUCUCUUCUUGACACCGAGGAAGAAGACUGCGCCGCAUGGCUGGAUGAUUAUCAGUAUCCCCAAGCUGUGGAGUGUCACGAGAAGAUUGUGGUGAAGACCACCAGCGUGGAGACGGUGACAGCUGUGCCCAUCACCACGACGGCUGCAGGCUCAACCACCACUACCACCGUAACCAACACGGUCCUGACCAGCUCAGUCGUGGUUCCCAGCGACGUCUCAACCACUCUCAGCUUCAGCACUACCUCCACCAUCACCGAGACUGCCACUGCUCCAGCUGUGACGACCACCGUCACAUCGACCAACACCGUCUCGGUCGUGAGCAGCACUACCAUGCUCGGCGCAUGCGCUACCAACAACGUCCCUAGCCUGCCGUUCUCUUCGGACUACGGUAACUUCGCCGGCCAGUAUACUUAUCUCCUGUCCUUCACCAACGUUCCCGGCGAGAGUCUGACCGUGGGUAACACUGCUUCGGCCUAUGACUGCUGCGUCAGCUGCCAGGAGUCCAGCACCUGCGCCAUGUCGUACUAUAACCACCUUACGUCGUCAGUCAGCUACUGCUACCUGAUCCAUACCACCACCUGCAACAGUGCGUCGACUUACGCCAAGGCCUCCAUUCACAGUUCUGCAGCCACGAUUCAGAUGUCCAAUGGCCCCUGUGGUCAAGUUCGUGGUGUACAGGCUUAAUGGUUAUGUAUUAGACCUAGA
Aspergillus uvarum CBS 121591 is the source of this 1222-nucleotide messenger RNA. RefSeq lists its product as uncharacterized. The coding region runs from base 5 to 1201 and encodes 398 amino acids. The record is from RefSeq and is a predicted model, not a curated record. Lineage: Eukaryota; Fungi; Ascomycota; Eurotiomycetes; Eurotiales; Aspergillaceae. The transcript has a single exon.